AUGCAGAGCUUAUUUCGCAGGCUCACGGUGGUCACACGCCACCAUUUCCAACGCCAACCAAACCUCUCUUUCAACUCUCACCGUAUCUCUCACACUCAUCUUCAACCUAACAUUACCGAAUCUUCCAAUCUAGCGCAUCACAUUCCCUCUUCCUCCGCCGUUCAUCAUUUUCACUCAUGGCGCUCCCUUCUCUCCCAUCCAACGAUCGUCCAACAGCUCUCAUCCGUCUCGCGCAACUAUCUCUCCACUCUAUUCUCCAAAACCCUCCUUGUUCGUAGUUUUCCCAGAGUUGAUUUUCAUCGACAGAACUUCAGCUUCAACCAAAAUUUUAACUCUUACCAGCAUCGUUGGAGAUCGUGGUUUAACAGGCUAACGCCAAAUGACGUUGUGCUGGGCUUGAUUGUAUCUAAUGUUGCUGUUUAUUUAUUUUGGAGGAUAGCAAAUCAAAAGUUUAUGCUGAAUAACUUUACUAUCUCCUUGGACAAUAUUAAGAGUGGACGCUUGCACACUUUGAUCACCAAUGCAUUCAGUCACGCAGAUACCUGGCAUUUAAUUUACAACAUGAUUGGACUCUACUUCUUUGGAGGGAAUAUUUUAAGUCAAUUUGGACCUGAAUUUCUGCUGAAGCUAUAUCUUGCUGGCGCAAUAGGUGGUUCUGUUUUCUAUCUGGCGCAUCAAGCCUACAAGGCUCAAACAUCUAAGGGCUGGGGAGCUAUCAACUCUUCAAGGGAAUUUGCAUUGGGAGCAAGUGGAGCUGUGAAUGCAGUUAUACUGCUGGACAUAUUCCUCAAUCCAAAAGGAACUUUAUACUUGAACUUUUUUAUACCAGUUCCUGCGGCAUUGCUGGGUAUCUUUUUGGUCGGGAAAGAUUUGCUGAAUAUAAUUGAGGGAGACAAUACGACAUCAGGGUCCGCACAUUUGGGGGGUGUUGCAGUUGCAGCCAUAGCAUGGGCAAGACUUCGGAAAGGAAGAUUCUAA
Molecule: messenger RNA, 978 nt
Organism: Lathyrus sativus (Indian pea)
Lineage: Eukaryota; Viridiplantae; Streptophyta; Magnoliopsida; Fabales; Fabaceae
Source: the annotation of a GenBank genome assembly